Molecule: messenger RNA, 2826 nt
Organism: Neurospora hispaniola
Lineage: Eukaryota; Fungi; Ascomycota; Sordariomycetes; Sordariales; Sordariaceae
Exons: 1
Coding region: 1-2826 (941 amino acids)
Biological process (GO): phospholipid catabolic process
Cellular component (GO): extracellular region
Molecular function (GO): microtubule binding; glycerophospholipase activity
Source: RefSeq, a predicted model, not a curated record
AUGACCAGAUCCCCCUCCUCCUCUCCCAACCUCUCCCACGCCCUCGCGGUCGUCACCCCGCGUAGCCGCCCCCCGCGAUCCUCUACCGAAUCGCCUCCCCGGCACUACCGCGAAAACGACGACCUCUUGUCCAACCUCACCCCGCGCACCGCACUCGAUACCAUACGGAACCCUACGGGGGAAUUCAGGGCAUGCAUGGCUUCCGCAUCUCCAACUGAGCAGGCCUUUGCUCUCCGGGCCGCCAUUGCUAGCAACAAGAUACAGGAAUGGCUCGAUGAGCUCUCAUCGUGGCCCUGGCCGUCCGGCGCAAGCUCCGCUGGCUUUCAGGUGCCCGACUUGAAGAGAAGGAAGUUUGAAUCCGCAUCCCAGCUAGCCAACAAGCUGUACUGUGGCAGCCUGCCUGCUGCCGAAGUUGCCAAGUAUGAGAAGCGCGUGGACGAGAUAUACAAGGACAUGGAGGAGAUCGAUAUCGAGGAAAUCAAGAACCAUGUCCUGCGCAACCAUAUCGUUCCGCUAUCAGCCUUUGGUUCUCCUAUCCUGGGCUCAAGCCGACCUCUCCCCAGCUAUUCCCAUAUGGACGACCUUACAGCAUUUCUUACGGCUACUAUCAUGCAAACCUUACCGAAUUUGGCUCGUCUCAGCAGACUCCUAAACUCCUGGAGCAUUCGAUUACUUGUUUUGAAGAGGGUUCCCGCCUUCUUGGACACUCUCGCUGAUGGAGAGAUUGCCCUGCAAUCUGGCCGGAAUGUAGCUGGAUUGGAUUCCAAUGCUCGCGCGAUACCGAGUAGGCCGCCCUCGCCGCUGUCAUGGGCCGAGUUCAACGUGAUAAAGUCGGUACUGGAAAAGAAAGUCGCAAAGGCCGGUCGCGACCUGGAUGUCAUGCUCGACAGUCUAGAAGGAUGGGAAUACACGCUCCCUGACGAAUGGCUGGACCGAGUAGAGUCUCUAGAGAAACAAUAUGGCGAGUGGGUUGCUGCCUGCGAGCACAAAAUUAAACAAGCAGACUUGAAGAUUGAUGCGCCAACUAAUAGCGACACUGCCGCCAAGCUGGACUUGGAUGAACGAAAACAACAACAGACGAACAAUGCGCCCACGAAUGGCGCAGUUGCUUUGACCGUCCAAGACCAACAAAGCGAUGAUUUGACAGAUAAUAACAAGACCAUAAACGUCGACGUUCCUCCCCUUAUCAAAGUCCACGUUCCUUUAGAGGGAAUCGACGAGAAUGACGCCGAGAAAGGAGAAAAUGACUCCUGGACGUUUGUGGACGAAACUGCGACCCCAGAAACCAAUGAUGAGAGCCUAGUCACAGACGAGCGUCCCCUGGGCGGAUUUGACGGAUCUGAUAUUGAAGGAGCUCCGGCAAGUGGGAUGAUGCCCUCUCCUAACAUUGUUGCUUGUACGAAGGGCUCGAGGCCUCAUUCCUCCAGUCUGAGCUAUGCGACAUCCGAUGGCGAAUAUUUCGAACUAGACCCCUUCGACUCAGAUUUCGACUUCGAUGAUAGCCUCGAACAUGAUCUCCCUGGCUUUCCCCGCUCGAGGCGCGAUAGCAACUUCUCCACCACUUCAACCAUUGUAUUUGGAAAUCGAGUACUCGAGCAGGAGACCCCGGAUCGCUCUCGAAGACGGAGUAAGGAUCUUGACGGCAGUCUGUCGCGGGAUGUCAGCCCUCCAAGCUCUCCUCCACGCUUUAGCAGAUCAAAGUCGAGGCUCAGGUCACUGUCGCGCGGGUUUAGCGACAUGCCAACUGUGGCCGAGUUGCCAGACUUUGACGAGUCGAAUUUCGAGUCAUCGGCCAUCAAUGAGGACGGAAACCCAUCCAAGUCUAACGCCGGAAAUUCGGAUGAAAAGCUGGACCUGCUCCAGCAGCAGAUUAGUGAGAUCUUGGAGUCUGUACCGGCUAAGAUCCGCCUCACCUCUGAACCCUCACCGAUUAAUUUGAAUCCCCCCGAUUUCACUGCCCUAAACAGGAAGUCAUCUAAGCCGGAGCUGCGCAACAGGAGCCAGUCCAGUCUGUCGACAAGGUCUACCUUGUCCUCCCGUGCUGGAACACCCUCCUUUACGCUCGCCCCGGCACCUUCCCGCAGUUCCCGACAACGCAACCGCGGCAGUCAUCGUGAUAUCAAGAUUUACCACCUUACGAGGAACAACGGUGAAGCUCCUAUCAAGCUGUUCAUCCGAUGCGUUGGUGAGAACGGCGAACGGGUCAUGGUACGAAUUGGUGGUGGAUGGGCCGAUUUAGGCGAGUAUCUUCGGGUUUUCGCCAGCCACCAUCGCCGAAACGUCGCGCUAGAGGGCAAGGUGGAGGUCAAUAUGCCUCGUGUAAUAGCUGGUGGUUCUAGCUCACCCACUCGGCCGCCAUCCACACGGUCUACCCAGGAUCGACAAUCCCCUCCAGAUACUCCCUUGAACGUCCGCAAGACUAGAAAGCCUGCGGAGGCAAACGAGGAGAACGCCGGAACACCCAAAGCGACUCCUAAGACCCCCUUUAUUUCGGCUGGUAAAGCGACUGCCGUAUCAUCGCCAAGAGCCCCAUCAGUUGCAGCCCGCUCCCGCUCGAUUUCGACUCGCUCUCGCUCAAGCUCCCGCCUCAGCCAUCGUGGUGAUGAGGAGAUCGUGCUUGGAUUAGCAGGGCCGCGGACGAAGAACAUUGAAAUGAGUGAGGAGGAUAAAGCGUGGGUGGAGGAUAUGAAGGCUAAGGUGCAGAACGCCUCUGGCAUGAACCGUCAAGUGUCGGACUCGCCAGCUACUGCAGAGGGGAAGUUCGGCGACAUGGGCAAGAUUGGCGGGACGAAACGGGUUUUUAAACGUCAGGGCGGGUUGCCAUGA